AUGCUCUCCGUACCAGUUAACCUCCCGAAAUGGCUGGCCGAGAACUCACAUCUCUUGAAACCGCCAGUCAAUAACUACUGCGUUUACAAUGAAGGCUUCACCGUCAUGAUCGUAGGCGGCCCCAACGCUCGCACAGACUAUCACAUCAACCAGACGCCCGAGUGGUUCUACCAGUACAAGGGCGCCAUGCUCCUAAAGGUCGUCGACGACGGCGUCUUCAAAGACGUCGUGAUCCGCGAGGGCGACAUGUUCCUGCUGCCGGGCAACACGCCGCACAACCCCGUGCGCUUCGCCGACACGGUAGGCGUUGUCCUCGAGCAGCGCAGGCCGGCUGAUUCGAUCGACCGCAUGCGCUGGUACUGCCAGGAGGACGGGUGCGGCGCCGUCGUCCACGAGGCCGCGUUCCACUGCACCGACCUCGGCACGCAGAUCAAGGCCGCUAUCGAGGCCUUCAUGGCCUCUGAGGAGAACAGGAAGUGCGGCGAGUGUGGCGUUUUGGCGAAUUCAGUACCGAAACCAGGCUCUAUCAAAGAUCCGAAUCUGGAGUAA
Molecule: messenger RNA, 549 nt
Organism: Xylaria bambusicola
Lineage: Eukaryota; Fungi; Ascomycota; Sordariomycetes; Xylariales; Xylariaceae
Product: 3-hydroxyanthranilic acid dioxygenase
Exons: 3
Coding region: 1-549 (182 amino acids)
Biological process (GO): quinolinate metabolic process; 'de novo' NAD+ biosynthetic process from L-tryptophan
Cellular component (GO): cytoplasm
Molecular function (GO): iron ion binding; 3-hydroxyanthranilate 3,4-dioxygenase activity
Source: RefSeq, a predicted model, not a curated record